AUGGCUUCUCAAUUCUUCCAGCAAGUAGCCUUUUUCCUAGUCGUAGCAGCAUGUGCAGCUGGCCAGAAAGCUAGCAUCAUGCCUGAGGAUCUCCAGGUGGGGUUCAGCUCAGACAAAGUACAAGUCAGCUUCACCGAUGAAGCCAUCAAUGGCUUCAAAGACGGAACGGUUUUCACAGCGCAAGCUGAAGAGCCUACGUUCGCUCUUGGCGAUAGCAACGGGAUCUCUCCAACAACUUUGUAUACCAUUAUCCUGGUAGACACGACAUGCGAUGACGCCCGCAUCCUCCUCUUUGCCCAGUCCAACUUCAAGAACAACUUCGACAUCACCAACAUUGCAAGCGAAACUGAGCCUGCCCUACCUUACAUCGCCCCCGGUACUCUCGGCGAAACAGGCGACGGUCGUCAAUACAGUUUCAUGAUGUUUGAGCAGCCGGGCAGAGAAGAAAUUACAGAGUUGCAGCUGCCUGCAGAAGGGGAGGCUUUCGAUGCCCAGGCAUUCCAGACUGAAAACGAACUACCUGAUGCGAUGGCAGGCGUUGCUAUGAUUGUGAAUCUUGGGGGCGAGGUAGAUUGUGAAGCGAUCCCGGCGGCAUUGAAUGCCACGGCCGAAGCUGGAGCACUUAACUCGACUCUCAUUGCAAAUGGCACUGAAGUGGCAAACACGACUGCCGUUCCAGCCGCCAUAGAGUCUGUAGCCGUAGCAGAAGCAGAGGCUCAAGCAGAGGCUCAAGCAGAGGCUCAAGCGGAGGCUCAAGUGGAGGCUCAAGUGGAAGCUCAAGCGGAAGCUCAAGCAGCAGCUCAGGCAGAAGCUCAAGCAGAGGCUCAAGCGGAAGCGGAAGCGCAAAACGCAGAGCCAUCCAUUAUCGAUUUGGCAGACAUUUUAUUGGCUAAUGGAGGACUGCGCGGAAUCAAUCUCUUAUCACAGAGCCGUAUACCCGUCGAAAAGAAGGACACCGGUCAUGUUCAUGCUCGUCAUGGCGAUGAGCAUGAAGGUGACCAUGACCACAAAAGUGCUGCUACGGGCAAUCUGCAAGUUCAAAACUGGACGAUGGCUUCGCUGAUAGUGGUAGUUGGUCUAUUAAUGUGGUAG
Molecule: messenger RNA, 1092 nt
Organism: Pyrenophora tritici-repentis Pt-1C-BFP
Lineage: Eukaryota; Fungi; Ascomycota; Dothideomycetes; Pleosporales; Pleosporaceae
Source: RefSeq, a predicted model, not a curated record